AUGAUCGGGUGGGAAGACAUUUACAAAGUAAUCACGGCAAUGUUUCCGCUCUACGCCGCACUGAUCUUAGGGUAUGGCUCGGUGAAGUGGUGGCACAUGUUCAAGCCGGACCAUUGUGAUGCAAUAAACCAGCUCAAUUGCUACUUCAUCAUGCCCCUUUUCACAUUCGACUUCACAACGCGCAUCAAUCCUUAUAAAAUGAACUUCCGUUUCCUAGCGGCGGAUGGCAUCUCCAAAGCCAUCAUUCUCUUAGCAAUAUACAUAUGGGCUAAGUUUAGUACCAAAGGAAACUACCCAUGGUCAAUCACAACCUUCUCUUUGUCUACAUUGAAUAAUACACUUGUUGUAGGUGUGCCCCUUAUGAGUGCAAUGUACGGCCCUUUCGGAGAGAACCUUGUCAUCCAAUCGUCGAUUUUGCAGUUUACGAUUUGGAUUAUAAUCCUACUGGUGAUGUAUGCGUUCCGGAGUGUAAACAAAUCGCUGGAUCAAGCAGUCACACCAAAUGAAUCGCCAACGGAUCUUGAAGGCAAUAUUGAGGCGGAUUCAAUACCGACAAGACCAUCUCUAUUGAUUCUAUUGAAGGUUGUUGGUGUAAAGCUUGCUAAGAACCCUAAUUCUUAUGCAUGCAUCCUUGGGCUUGCAUGGGCACUUGUAUCGAAUAGGUGGAAUUUGAAAAUGCCAAGUAUCAUAGAUGGAUCGGUACAGAUCAUGUCCAGAGCUGGUUCAGGCGUCGCUAUGUUUUGCAUGGGAUUGUUCAUGGCAUUACAAGAGAAGAUAAUAGACUGUGGUGCGACCCUAACUGCAUAUGGAAUGCUACUGCGGUUUGUGGUUGCACCAGCAACGAUGGCUGUCGGUUCUCUUGCUGUCGGUUUGCGAGGUGAUGUCCUUUGUAUUGCCAUUAUUCAGGCUGCGCUACCUCAAGCAAUUGCGUCUUUCGUUUUUGCCAAGGAAUAUGAACUCCAUACAAGUGUUCUUAGUACUGCGGUCAUCUUUGGCACCAUUGUGUCCAUUCCCGUGUUGAUUGCAUAUUAUGUUGUGUUAGACCUCUUGAGUACAUAAUAUGGACUGUCUGUUGGUGACAGUUACGUGUUGAUAGAAUUUGAUAAAGUAUGAAGAAUUUGUAACCAAUCGAUUCAGUUUAUAUCGAAAUUUACAAUUAUAGUUUAGAUCUUAUAGUAAAACUCAGUUCGGAUCGUUGCUGAUUCAUGGACUCGAUGCAUCACAUUUGUAAUCUACGUUGAUAAAACAUGGGA
Messenger RNA from Cynara cardunculus var. scolymus (artichoke), 1253 nucleotides. RefSeq names its product auxin efflux carrier component 5-like. Gene Ontology annotation, molecular function: auxin efflux transmembrane transporter activity. Gene Ontology annotation, biological process: auxin export across the plasma membrane; auxin polar transport. Lineage: Eukaryota; Viridiplantae; Streptophyta; Magnoliopsida; Asterales; Asteraceae. The coding region runs from base 1 to 1059 and encodes 352 amino acids. Gene Ontology annotation, cellular component: endoplasmic reticulum; plasma membrane. The transcript has 5 exons. The record is from RefSeq and is a predicted model, not a curated record.